Messenger RNA from Brassica rapa (field mustard), 3499 nucleotides. Its product is annotated as calcium uniporter protein 3, mitochondrial. The record is from RefSeq and is a predicted model, not a curated record. Gene Ontology annotation, molecular function: uniporter activity; calcium channel activity. NCBI's taxonomy places the organism in Eukaryota, Viridiplantae, Streptophyta, Magnoliopsida, Brassicales, Brassicaceae. Gene Ontology annotation, cellular component: uniplex complex. Gene Ontology annotation, biological process: calcium import into the mitochondrion; mitochondrial calcium ion homeostasis.
UUGGUGAAACUGCAACAAUACAUUGUUACUCUUGGGAGAGCCUCGUCGGUGCUAGAACUGUUUUUGCUCGUUUGGCCGUCUUCCAGACUUUGUUGUUGAUAAACGUCAGAUUCCGACUAUUUCAAACUUGUUGGAGUAACCGUUUCAGGGAUUACCCACAUGUUUCCUUACGUCGACCAAGUCUCUCUUUUUAACAUUUUUAUCCAGUUAUUAUCAUAAUUUACUGUUGAGCAUAGUUCCGGUUGUAAUUGUUUAAUUUCAUAUAACAUUGUUACUCUUAAACAUGCAUCAUAUAUCAUUAAGUGAUAACUGCAACAAUACAUUAGUACGUUAGGAUUCGGUGUCUCGUGUCUUCAUAAUCCAAAGGACUGGAAUAUUUUUUUAAAUUUCAAAUAAAUACAGAGAUGCUGCUUGCAUUUAUAGCUACGUGUUAUAUAUGGACACUGCAUUCCAGAAUAUAAUAUACGUUUUUUUUUGAAAAAAAUUCGUUCUAGUAUAUUGAAGAUUUCAUAUAAUCAAAAGGGUUUUAAUUAGAUGAUUUAGUAUGAGACAAAUACAAUAAACAAAGAUAGAAAGCAGAGUGGACGAAGAUGAUUGGUAUCUGAAGACUUCUCGUAUUUCUCCAAAAAUGCAUAUCUUAUCAUUAGUAUCGGCAAGAGAUAUCCUGGAUAUUUAGGAUGGCGUAUCUUGUAUUGACAUAGAAGAAGUGUGUAUAUACAAAUAGAUAACCUAAUAGUAGAUAAGGAAAAUGAACUAAGACGAUAACAACAAUUAUGUGUAGUCAUUAUCUCUAAUAUAAUGUAUCACUAUCUGUAUAGAAGCUUAGCUUACUGCGUGAUGAUCAUCAACAUUAGCUGACCGAUGAUGCUAUUCCAUUGACAUUAAGGGUUUGAUUGGUGACAUGUGGUACCAUUGAUUAAGUUUGAUUUAGAAGCAUAACUUAAAAAUAUUACCAAUCAUGAUUUAGUUUUAAGUUUUUGAGUUAAUGUUUGAGUUAUAAUGUGUUAUACUUGAGUUACAAUUUUGAAUUAUCCCUUUGAUAAAAUUGAUAACUCAAUUGCUAACUCAACAUCAAGAAAAAUACCAUGUAUUAGGUUUUAGUUAUAAGUUUUUCUUUUUCUAUUAAUUAGCCCACUUUACCAUUUAAAAAAACUAACAAUUAAAAUACUACACUUCCUUGUUUACGUUUAGCUACAUAGAAUUAUUUAUGUAUAUAUAUAUAUGAGCCUUUUAUUAUUUAAAAGACAUAGACUUAAAUAUCUUUAGUUAAUUUUAACUAUUUUUUAUGUUUUCUAUUUUAUAUUAAAUAUGUAAUAAAUGUUUUUAAAUAAUUAUUAUAUAUUCAUACUAAAAAUUAUUCACUAAAAAGUACCAAUCAAUUAUUAAUAUAUUUUUUCUACUCUAAUUUAUUAAAUAAUAUGUACCACAAUUUAUAUAUUUUUCUACUCUAAAUUUAUAAUAAAUGUUAUUAUUAUCAAUAUCCAUUAUAUUUUCUUGUAAAUAAUAUGUACCACAAUUUAUACAUCAAAAAUGUUACCAAUCAACUGUUUUGAGAAUAUAAUAACUCAAAUUUUCAUAGCAAACUUACUAAAUAAAUUUACAGUUUUUAUCACAUAAUUUUUAUUGCGGAUUACAUCAGACUAUAACUUUUUUUGUAAUUCAUCUCUAAUAAGUGUCACCAAUCAGAGUCUAAGAUUUAAUCUCAAAUCAAUUUAUCGUUCUCACUUUUCAAUUAAAUUAGACUCGCCAAAAGUGUGGAUUAUUUUUUCAUACAAAUAAUUUUUGAGUUGAUAUGCAAUAUAACCAUAUCUUAUCAGUAGUCUUGUACAUGUUUUUAAAAUGAGAAUGAAUUUCUUCUUUGGUCAAUGGUUUAUAUAGUUUUCUUUUUCUAAGACAGGUCUGUUUAUUGAGUGUAUAACGAGUAAACAAAAUGCAUGAUUGCAAUAAUAAAUACAGUUGGUGGUUCUAUCUCUUCGUUUAUGUUGUGUCAACUAUCCACAUGUUUAUAUUAGCGUCGUUAAUCAUAUAAAUACAGUAAAGAAUUAGCUGUAUCAUAACUAACGUUUUAAAUAGUUUAUAAUAAGAUGAGAAAUAGAUAAGCAACGCCUAUGUGUAACUGUCGUGUACAAAUAUAUCGUGAUAAGAUAUGCUCUUUAUUUGGAGCUUCUCGUUUGCUUGCGUCCUAUGCCAAUACUAUAAAAGGAAGCUCAAGUCUUCAGUUUUUAAUAUCGGACCAAAAUACGAAGCCUGUUCUAUGUUCUGUCUCUCCCUAAAAUCAAACGCUUUUCAUUUUCCUUUGGAGAUCGAACGAUGGCGUCGAAGAAAACUCUAGCUCGUAAUUUCUUCAACAUCUCCAAAACCUAUUCCCGGGUUACCCGAAUGCGUCCUCCGACCAAACCCGGCAUUACUCCGGUCGCCGGAGAUUCUGGAAUCCGCCGGAGAUUUAUCCACAAGAGGGCACUUUUCUGGCCGGAGAUAUCUCCUAAAGGAGGUACUCUGAUGGAGAAACUCAGGGAGCUGAGUUUGUCGAACAAUAGGAUUCGCCUCGACGAGAUGUUACCGCCACCGACGCCGGAGAAUACGUCUCCGGGAAUUUCUCAGGCGGUUACGAUGGAAGACGUGAAGAAGCUAAUGAGGGCAGCGGAAAUGGAGAUGGUGAAAACGAGGCUGAGAGAGAUAGGGCAAAACUGGGUUCCCUAUUCGGAGUUUGUUCGGGUAUGCGGAGAAAACAAUUCGGAUCCUGAACAAGGUAACCGGGUCGCGAAUAUGCUUGAGGAAGGCGGAGACGUCAUCGUUUUGGGAAAUUUUGUGUGCCUUAAGCCGGAAGAGCUAACAAACGCUGUGGCUGGUCUGAUUCCGACACAAGAACCCACUCGUGACGCUGCGACAAGACAAGAGUUUGAGCAACUUGAGGUUAUAAAAUCAGAUAUCGACAAAAGAGCCGAAAAUAUGGCGAGGAGAGAGUUAUAUGCAGGAUUAGGGCUUGUUAUAGCCCCAACGAUUGGGUGUUUUAGGUUGACGUUUUGGGAACUGUCGUGGGACGUGAUGGAGCCCAUAUGCUAUUACGUAAGUACGGGUUAUUUCAUGGCUGGUUAUGCCUUCUUCCUACGAACCUCAAAGGAACCUACCUUCGGAGGGUUUUUGAAAAGCCGGUUCGAGAAGAAGCAGAAACAGUUGAUUAAAUCGCUUGAUUUCGAUAUUGACCGGUUUACCAAGCUACAGAAGAUACAUCGUCCAGAGUUGACUGAUUCAGCUGCUCGUUCUUGAUUUAUUUCUUUUUGUUUUCUUCUUAUAUAUGCGGAUACUAAACGAAAUGUAUUGACGCCUAAAGGUUUUAUUGAGAUUAAAAAUAUACUUUAUAAGGAUCUUUUACCUAAUAAAAACUUUCCCUACUUAAUUCCAUAAUUAAUCUAUAGAAUUGCGUCAAUCAAGAAUUCAGUGUAACGAAAAAAACAUUUGUAUAACACGCAAGACCGUUCAAAGUUUCAGAUUAUUACGG